GCAUGAUCUGUUGCAAAGCUGGUGGUAACGAACCGUAGACAAGCUACACAUACCAUUAUGGACAGUGACCCUGAUGAUUGCAUAUUUGAGGGUGAUGAAAAUGAAGAAGUUAUUGGCCAACAAAGAAUGGACUCCCCACAACACAUGGAAAUUGCCAACGGUUCAAACAACGACGAUUCAUCUAAUGAUGAAGUAAUGGAUGAUAAUCUUCCUGCUGCCAUGAUGAUGCAGGGUGUACCUGUCUCUAUCGGCAUUGACAACCACCCUACUGCAUCAAGCAAUGUUUCCAACUCCAAUCCCAUGCAGCACCAAUCUGUCACGCUCUCCAUCCUCCCCGCCUCCCACAACAUCCAGUCCUUACAGGAUCGGAUCGACGUGAGGAACACGAACCUCGACUCCGGGCCCAUUUUAACAAACGACACGAACUACAACCCAGCACAGACCGUGCUGUCACCCAGACUCCGAAAAUUAAGCCAGCAGCUGAGUUUGAGCGAGAAUUAUAAAAACGAGCGUGACUCUUGCACAAAGCACUUCGACACGUGGUCAGAACAGGAGCAGGUCGACUUUGUGGAGCAUCUUAUCCUUAGAAUGUGCCAUUACCAGCAUGGACAGAUAAACUGCUUUCUUAAACCAAUGUUGCAACGGGAUUUUAUAUCAGCACUGCCAGCACGAGGCCUUUCACAUGUAGCAGAAAACAUACUUACAUACCUUGACGCAAAGUCACUCGGUGCGGCUGAACUUGUGUGUAGGGAAUGGUACAGAGUUGUACAAGAUGGUCACUUGUGGAAACGUCUUAUUGAACGAAUGGUCAGCACACAUUCUCUGUGGAAGGGCUUGUCAGAAAGAAUGGGCUGGGGCCAACAUUUGUUCAAAGGAAAGCCGGAAAAUUCCGUUCCAGAUUCAUUCUUCCGCAGCCUAUACCCUUCCAUAAUAUCUGACAUUGAGAAAAUUGAGUCUAACUGGCGAUGUGGCAGACAUGACUUGAAACGAAUAAUGUGCCGAAGUGACAACAGUAAAGGUGUAUAUUGCUUACAAUAUGAUGAUGAUAAAAUUGUCUCCGGUCUCCGUGACAACACGAUUAAGUUAUGGGAUCGACGCACUCUUGAAAAUACAAAGGUCCUAACUGGCCACACGGGGUCAGUAUUGUGCUUACAAUACGACGAGCGUGUCAUAAUCACUGGUUCAUCAGAUUCGACAGUGAGGGUGUGGGAUGUAAAUAGCGGUGACCUGGUCAACACACUUGUACAUCAUUGUGAGGCAGUUCUGCAUUUAAGAUUCGACAAUGGCCUCAUGGUCACUUGCUCUAAGGACCGUUCGAUUGCUGUAUGGGACAUGGUAUCAGCUAAAGAGAUAAACAUGAGGAGAGUAUUGGUUGGUCACAGAGCUGCUGUUAAUGUGGUUGAUUUUGACGACAAAUAUAUCGUUUCUGCAUCUGGGGAUAGAACUAUUAAGGUGUGGAACACACUCACUUGUGAGUUUGUGCGAACACUCAAUGGACACAGGCGUGGCAUAGCGUGCUUGCAAUACCGUGACCGCCUCGUAGUUAGCGGUUCUUCAGAUAAUACAAUACGAUUAUGGGACAUAGAGUUCGGUGCGUGUCUUCGAAUAUUAGAAGGUCAUGAAGAGUUAGUUCGUUGUAUUCGAUUCGACAACAAACGAAUCGUCAGUGGUGCAUAUGAUGGGAAAAUCAAAGUAUGGGAUUUACAAGCUGCCCUUGACCCCAGGUCACCAUCAAGUACAUUGUGUUUGAGAACUUUAGUUGAGCACACUGGCCGUGUUUUCCGACUUCAAUUCGAUGAGUUUCAGAUUGUGAGCAGUUCUCACGACGACUCUAUUCUAAUCUGGGACUUCUUGGACGUCCCACAAGCUCCCACUGAAGCCACCAAGUCUCCAAACCGGACGUACACUUAUGUUCAACGGUGACAUAACUUCGGCGCAAAAUUGACAAUCCCCAUGUCUGUAGCAACCUCACAUUUUCUUUGAAGCUUUUCUUGUUGUAGCUUGAGCCUAGCUCAACACCCUACAAAUGAAAUCCUUUGCCCCGAAACAUAAAAUUAAUCCCAAUUUAAAUGCAUUUAAAACUAAAUUGCCGACAAAGCUUUGUAACUCAAUUGCUUUCCAUUACAACUUUUCCUAUUCUCUUGGCUUCUUUUUUUCUUUCUUUUCUCCUGCGAAUAUUAAGAUCUUAUAAGAAGUAAUAUAAUUCCCUUAAAGUACAAAGUGAACCUGCAGGGUGCAGCUCAACGUGCACGAGUUGCACGGUGGACACGAAAGCUUGUGUAACUGCAAGGCCCACAGCACCCACACGCCCCCUGCUGUUAAAUCAAACGCUUUCAAAUGGUUUGUUACUUGUUCGAUUUUAGGUCGCCCACCAAACGUUUGCUAUGAAUACUGUACAACGUUAAUAAAUUUACCGGCUUUUGCCAGUUUA
Ciona intestinalis (vase tunicate) is the source of this 2431-nucleotide messenger RNA. The record is from RefSeq. Lineage: Eukaryota; Metazoa; Chordata; Ascidiacea; Phlebobranchia; Cionidae.